AUGAAGAGGACCUACCUGACGCCCAGCGCAACGUCGCGCAAGGCCGUCCCCGCGUCCAUUUCCCGCAAGCUUAAGCGCCGCCACUCCGCCGCUUUCGAUGAUGAGGAUUACGCAGAGCCUACCAAGGAAGUGCUCGAUGAGAUUGAGAACAAGCGACGGAGCAACACCCUCGCGGCGCGGCGGAGCCGCAAGCGCAAGCUUGAGCAGACGAAGGGCCUGCAGGACACGGUCGAUGAGCUUAAUACUCUCGUGACGAUUUGGAGGCAGCGCGCGCUGAUGGGGCAGAGUUUGCUCAAGCAACGCGGAAUCGUGCUGGACUUUGGCAAGGCGUAG
Messenger RNA from Mycena indigotica, 333 nucleotides. RefSeq names its product Imprinted and ancient. The transcript has a single exon. Gene Ontology annotation, molecular function: DNA-binding transcription factor activity. The record is from RefSeq and is a predicted model, not a curated record. Lineage: Eukaryota; Fungi; Basidiomycota; Agaricomycetes; Agaricales; Mycenaceae. The coding region runs from base 1 to 333 and encodes 110 amino acids. Gene Ontology annotation, biological process: regulation of DNA-templated transcription.